AUGGAUUUCUCCAACCUCAAAGAGCAGGUCAGCAACAUGUCCUUGUAUGACCUCAAGGCCGGUGUUCGCAAGGUGCAGAAUGCUGUCAUGAACUAUACCGAGAUGGAAUCCAAGGUCCGGGAAGCUACAAACAAUGAACCCUGGGGUGCCUCGACCACGUUGAUGCAGGAUAUUGCCAAUGGAACGCAUAGCUACCAAUUACUAAAUGAGAUCAUGCCCCUUAUCUACAAGCGGUUCACCGACAAAGCUGCAGAGGAAUGGCGACAGAUCUACAAGAGUCUCCAGCUCCUUGAGUUUCUUGUCAAGAACGGUUCCGAACGAGUCGUUGAUGAUGCACGAUCCCACAUGUCGUUGAUUCGGAUGCUCCGGCAGUUCCACUACAUUGAUAUGAACGGCAAGGACCAGGGUAUCAAUGUGCGCAACCGGUCGUCCGAGCUGGUGAAAUUGCUGGGUGAUGUGGAUCAGAUUCGGACCGAAAGAAAGAAGGCCAAGAACAACCGCAACAAGUUCAGCGGUUUCGAAGGUGGUAUGGGUGCCGGAUCAGGCAUGUCUAGCUCGGGCUCAGGCCGUUAUGGAGGCUUUGGUAGCGACAGUAUGGGGUACGGUGGAUACAGCGGAGGUGUCUAUGGUGACGGCGGUGGCUUCGGCGGGGAAUCUGGCGGGCAAGCUGGCAUUGAUUUCCAGGACACUGGACGCCGGCCCAACCGCUUCGAAGAGUAUGACGAGUAUGACGAGGGAGAUGCCCCCGCACGUCCGCGUGAGCCUGCCGCCCGGGCGAAGCCCCAAGCAAAGAAGCCCGAGCCAGCUCCUGCGCCUGUAGCGGACCUCUUCGACUUUGGCGACGAUGAGCCUGUUACUACCACAGCUUCCACCUCAGCUGGCAAGCAACCUGCCGGCAGUGCUCUCAACAUACUAGACCCAACCCCGGCUGACGACGACGACUUUGACGACUUCCAGUCCGCAACCCCAGCUACCCAGCCUACUCAGUCGUCAAACCAGUUCGCCAUCCCCCCCUCCAACUUCCACUGCCAGCACAAGUUCGAACACCCAAUUCGUUGCACCUCAGCCAAUCUCGGCCUCGCAGGCGGGAUCCCCACUCCCAUUUCGCAGAUGGCCCCGAUGCAACAGCAGAAGCCCUCCGGCUACCAAGCUGCCACACCCAACUACUUCACCUCUGUCAACGUGCCCCAACAUUCUGGAUCCUCUCACGGUGCCACCUCCAUGUCCUCUAUGGCUUCCCCCACCACAGCAAACAAGCCAGCUUCAGCAGCAGCAAAGAAGUCCUCAGGUGAUGCCUUCGGCUCUCUGUGGUCGACCGCCAGCGCCAGCGCCGGCAUCCAGAAAUCCAACACCGGCACAAACAAGGGCCCCAACCUUGCCAGCAUGGCCAAGGAAAAAGCUAGCGCCGGUAUCUGGGGCGCUCCCGCUCCCUCCAGCACCUCCUCGACGCCGAGCCAGCCCCAGCACAAGCAACAGUCUAGCUCAGCCUUUGAUGAUUUGCUUGGUUAA
Molecule: messenger RNA, 1509 nt
Organism: Penicillium crustosum
Lineage: Eukaryota; Fungi; Ascomycota; Eurotiomycetes; Eurotiales; Aspergillaceae
Product: ENTH domain-containing protein
Exons: 6
Coding region: 1-1509 (502 amino acids)
Biological process (GO): endocytosis; Golgi to endosome transport
Cellular component (GO): endosome; clathrin vesicle coat; plasma membrane
Molecular function (GO): clathrin binding; phospholipid binding
Source: RefSeq, a predicted model, not a curated record